This is a messenger RNA of Caenorhabditis sp. 36 PRJEB53466, 7856 nucleotides long. NCBI's taxonomy places the organism in Eukaryota, Metazoa, Nematoda, Chromadorea, Rhabditida, Rhabditidae. The record is from the annotation of a GenBank genome assembly.
AUGAAAGAGAGAAGGUGCGACACUUUCGAAGUGAACUUUUGUUUCUUUUAUCGUGCAGUGCGUUGAGAAUCGUGAGAACCUUCGGAUAUUUCAGGUGGUCCCAACUUCUGAGAGUUAACAACGCCGUUAUGAUGCUGUCAAAAAUAAUACGACCGGAUAUUGGUUAUAACGGUGAGUUGCUAAGCAGGUCAUUGACUGAUCGACUCCUCGCGUUUGAAGAUCAAAGCGAAAGAGGAAAGGGUCGAUUGAUGGUCAUCAGAGUGGCUGAAAGUGGGUUUCUUUGUUUUCAGAAUUGAUUGAUAUCUAAUUAGAUCAGCAUUUUCCGACUGUAGGGUGAUACCAUAAGGAGUAUCACUAACCCUCUUUCUUCCGUCGGUACAGACAUCAUGUCCCGAUAUGAUGUGACUUCGUUAUCAACAGUUUUUUGCUACCGUAAGACAAUCAGCAUCUCGUCAGAGAACAAAUUUCCUUCUCUUUUCUUUCCUGUUUCAACUUUUCUCAUCUCGUUAUCACUCCCACCUUCCCAUUCUUCUCUCUGUCAAGUGGUACGCGCGAAUGACUGAUCUUCAGUUUAACAACAGUUGUGGACGGUUCCAUUUGGACGAUAACCACGUCAUCAAAAAAAGAAGAGAAUGAGAAGGAGACGAAGGCAGUUAUGAACUGAUAAAUAGAGGGGUCUAGGGCCGGCGCGAGACUGAUACCCGAGUACUGUACCCAGAGGUCAACAGUUAGCAGCGAAUCGUUCUUUGUUGUACGGUAGCCAUCAAUUCAAAAAAGAAAUGAAGGGACGGACGACUUGGGAAGUUUCAUUGCAAAAGCACGUGAAACGAAUGGACGGACGUCUUCUGUCAUUUCGAAUAUCACAUCACCUCGAUUAGACGUGAUUGAAUUGGAGUUACAGACAUAUGUUUUCCAUUUAUCAACAAAAAACGACUUCUCCAACUAGGGGUAACAAUGAGUAUUUGGAAUAAUUCGAAGAAAACUCUUUCUGAAAAAGGUCCAAAUUGAAUACUAGAAUUUCUGAAAAGAAUUGUUCACAAUAUUGUCGACAGGCGGCAUGAAACCGUCGGAAACUUCAACUUUUUGCAAUGCACUUGGUUCGUCAGUGUUAACCUGUCGAACUGCGCUACUGUCUUUUCGAUUCACUGUUUAGAACUACUUGAUGAUUUCUUCUCUCUCUCUCUCUCAUUUUUUCUCUCAAUCGAUUAAUUUCAAACACCGUAUUACAUAUCAGUUUCAAAGAAACACAACUUUUAACUUUUGAGCGGCUCGCGUGACCAACUUUGCAUUUUGAUUCACUCUCGACGGAUUAUUAUAGUUUAGUUCAAUCGAGCAAUGUUCAAAAGAAAACACCGAAAUUGAGUUUAUUUUCGGAAGCAAAAUGAAGGAACGAUUUGUGGGAAGUAUUGUAAAGUCAGUGGAAUGAAUGGUGCGCUAGAAUUACAGCACGCACGUGCUGAUAAAAGCGUCUUAUUUGAGAGCGUUCUUUGUAGAAAACUCUUUUUUCAUUCCCCUGUUGCUGCUUCUCGUUUUCUCUUUAGCACUGAUUGUUUGUUCUCGAACCGCAUGGUCAAAUAGAAAUUUCCACGUUACUUAACACUCGAGAAAAGACUUCCAAGUUUUGAAUGAGAGUAGUACUAUACUUUAUUAUACUGGUCAUGUACCCAAAAAGAGGAAACAAGUUUCUAUUUUGUUACUUUCAGUUGAGUCACGUUCACUAUCAUUCGCUGGUGUCAUAGUUCUGAGUACGAAGUUCUUAGUUCUCUCCGUUAUAACUCUCUAAUUGGUUUCUUUGAUUGAGUGCAUCAAUGAUCACCGAGCUGCUUUCUGAAACGGCGCAUUCCAGCGUGAUAAGAAUUUCAUUCAUAUUUGAAAUUGACAGACUCUCGCCGUAGGGAAAAAAUAAUUUAUCUUGCGUUUCCAAUCGUUGGCCGAUUGAAUUCAAACAUUUUGAAAUGACCUCCCCGGACGGUAGCAGACCGCUUCAAGGACUUUUGUAUAAUUACCGGCCUGUUUGUGCGCCUAUGUCUCCGAAUCGCACCGUUUCUCAACAAUAGAGGAGAGGACAAGGAAAAUAUUAUCUUUGUUCGUGUUUGAUGCGAAAACGGACAACCGCUGAAAACUGGAUUUUCAAAUUCGAAAGAAUAUUCCGAUGCCAUUGGGUGCUAGACUCAAAAGAAACGCUGGAAAUGUGAGAGUUAUUUCGAAAGGUGCGUCUUUCACAUUCAGUGACCCAAUUCUCGAGUGUAUCUAUGUAGUACGCCGAAACGAACUUUAUAAAUCUAUUCGAUUCGUCUAGGGUAAUCCAUUCCACACUUUUCGCAGAAUUGUGAAAAUCAACAAUAAAAACAGUUAGGAAAAGUUCAUAUUACUACAGAGAUUAAUCAAUGAAUCAAGCGGAAAAACCUGUUUAGAAUAACCGCUCUUGCCGAGAAAACCCUUUCGGGGUUGAUCGUGUCGAAUUUCCAACUGUUGUGCCAAUAGCAGAAGCCUAAAAACUUCCGAAUGUAACUAAGCCGUUAUCACCACCUCAUAAUUUGUAGUCUCCGCCAUAAAAGUACUGGACACCCAUUGAUAACGCGUCUUCAGACACGCUCAUCAAAAAUUGCCUAUUGUACAGUUUCUUGGCACAAAAUCAGGCCUCAGCGCGAGAUGAACAAAGUCAGAACUUUCACAGCAUCAAUAGACCCCCUUCCCCACCACGUCUCAUUGAGAAGAAGUCUUGCAUUUUGGUCUUUUGCGGUUUGGCCAUUCCUGCUACCCUCACCUGCGCUGAAUUCUUCUUCUUCUUCUUUUUCUUCUCUAUCUUUCCACUAUCUAAUUCAUCAACUUGCCACAUCAACAGAUUGUGGAAGUUUGUGUGGUCAAAACAGGUAACUCUGACUUUUCUCCGCUGAAAAUGACUGUUUGAUCUGUCGUCUCUGUGGUAGGAACUAGAUUUUUCAUUUACAUCGGUUUGCUUGUGGUCAAAAUUGCCAAAUUGAGCAGAGUUUCAGACGAUUUCGUUUUCAGAACAGGCCCUCGUGAACCUGUCGGCUAUGUUCCAAGCUGGUGCCGACAUGAGCGACACCAGCGGGGAUGAGGAGGAGGUGCUUCCUGCCCGAGUCGGGCAAGCCGUCGGAAGGACCAACGAUUCGGAUACUGAAAAUGAAGAGGGCAACUUUUUCAGAGUACGUAUUAAGGCCAUCAGAGAAGUUGCAAAUCUAAGAUCGUUGCAGAGAGCGGCUCCGGUUUAUCCGAAAUCCCUGGUCAACCAUAAUCUGGAUGGCGCCGCUGCCCCGGGAUUGCGCCGAACGACUAGCUCGAUCGCGUCAGUUCCAAUAAUUGGUCUGAAAGUUAAUAUCAAAGUUCAGACGCAUUUCAAUGGCAAUUCGUCGUUCUCUGCGUUUGCCAAGACGAUCCGAAGCGAGAUUGGCUCGAGAUGAGCUGGCUGCCAAAGAAGAAAUUGUAUGUUUUAGCUCACUGCAAAAUGUUUCAUUAGAAAAGUUUCGGAAUCUAGUUUUGAAAGGCUGAGUACUUCCAGUGAAAUUUUUUAUCCUAAUUCAGUGUAGACUCAUAUCAGACGGACUGGGUACGCUCCGUACCAAGACAGUUGCAGCUAGGUUGAAAGUACAAAGUUUUGAAUAGCUUUACAGGAGAAAAAUUCAUUUUGAACUGUUCCAAAGUGCGUUUCAAUUGUGUUGAAAGGUCACUCGUUUUUGCAGACAUCAAGCCCAAAGUAUCCUGCAAAAAUUAUUUGUGUUUCUUUUUAAAAACAACUGGUAAAAUCAAAUCAAUCAUUGCUGUUUCGUGUCAUCAUCAUAACGGAAAAUUCUUCACUUGAUGGAAGACUGACCCCCUUUUCGCGUUUUUUAUUGAAAUCAUUGGACAGAAUAUCAUCCGUAGCGAUCGGAACAUUUCGAAAGUGAAUGACAAGAAAAUGAAUCGUUUACGCUGCCAGAAAGGCCGCUCUUUUCAUUACACUUCGCUUCGAAAGGGCCAAUGAUAUACGGCUCCGCGUUCCGCGAAUCUCGGAGGGACUCAUUUGAGCACUGGAGACGCAGACGUAGAGAGUGGAACUCAUGAGAGCACGGUUGCGUCUUCGUAGUGGCGUGAGCACUACGGACUAUUGACAGCUGCGAGCUCCCCUCCGCUCGCUCUAGUGCCUUCACCCGCCAGCACCCUCGUCGCCCACCAUUCAAAAGCACAAAUAGCCGCCGGCCGGGCACCCGUCCUUUUCCGCUGCAUACUCGCCUCAAAUUGUCAAUAAAUGGAACAAAGGCUACACGUUUCGGAGCAUUGAAUAGCAUUGCAACUUCUCGCUGAGCACAGCUAGUUCUAGGUUUCCGGCUUUUUCUUUUAAGUGAGUUUUUUCUCUGAAUGAACACCGUUUAUGGAAUAUCGGUAAGUUUGUGAAAAGCAAAGCAAAAUAAAAUUUUAGUAAUGCCGGAAAAGAGUUCAUCGGUGAGCUAUUCAGAGUGUUGUUUUGGUGCUUUGUCUGAUUGGGUUUAUUGUUCUUUAAAUGGGCGUGCAGUGGAAACGAAAAGAAAAAGACGACAGAAAAAGUAGAAUAUUUCAGCCGGAAGGACCGCUCUUCACGGAAAACACCCGAGACGUUCGCAUCGGGAAGUCUUCUGUACCGGACCGUCUACAGGAAGUCAUUGACAACAAACGGCUGAAUCGCUAUGACAAGGUUAAUAUUUUGUUUCAAAUCGUACUGCCAGACAAAAUUCCUUUUGAUCAGCAUCUUUUAAUAACGUUUUACACGUCAUAACAAAACAUUCUCGGUGUGGGUGUACAUAGAAUCACUCGCGGCCCGCUUAAAAGCAUUCCAAUCCAAAAUCUAUGUUUUCUUCCUCGUUUCUACUUUUACAACUAGUUUUUGCACUUUUUCCGCAGCAGAGUUUGCACAGACUGCGAGUUUUGGCUCUCUCUUGUACUGCUAUGUUAAUCAAAUUCUAUUCUUGAACUUCGAACUUGACCGCACUGCCACAAACUGUGUUUGUCGCUUGACUCAAGAACGAUUUUUUGUGAGCAAAGGCGGAGCCCAUCUCGUUCCCGCUGCUUGUGCCGCUCCCGAGUCUCCAAAGCAGUCAGGAUACUCUUGAUUUUUAGUUUAUUUUCUUUCUGCGCUGUCCGAAAUGAGAUUCGACCCAAUCACAAAUCCGUACUCCGAAGAGGAGUACUACGAAGUACCUUACGUCGAAACGCCCAGCGAAAGGCUGGAAACAAAAAAACUGAGAAUCUUGCAAUUAUUGGCGGAUUUUACUGUUCUUCCUGAAGACUCGGGCCUAGAAUCUGACAUUGAUGACUGUUGUCAGACAAAGGCUGAGUAUGAGAGUCUAUCGGUGAGUUCGAAAAACUGAAAAACAAAAAAUUCCCGUUUGAAAAUGCUAAUCCUUUUGUUUUGCAGGUCAAGAAAAUCAUCCGACAAACCGACUGGCCGGUGUGUCACGAAAUUCGUGCGAGUCUAUGGAAAGAACUGUGCAACACGAAGGACUGGAACAGCAGCAAACGUCUGUACGUCGACGAAGCGAUCGAGUACGAUCGAAUCAAUCAAGGUGCAUAUUGUUGGGCAAACUCGAACUCGACGAGAAAACCAGCAACUCAGCCAGCUGAUUCAGUGCCAGUUGCAAUGUUUUUCUUUGUCUUGUGGGAGAGGCUCGAGAGAAGAGGAACUAAAAGUAGAAAUGUGCGCAUGGGUUGCAAAUAUACUCUACGCACUGUGUGUAUUUAUUCCGCAUGAUGAUGCGGUGUCAAGCCGCAUGUUGUUUACUCGACAAUCAAAAAAUUUUAGGAGAGAAAGAGGGAGAACGCCAAAAUCUUGGCUAGCUUUUUCUUUCUCAGAAGAACGGUGGAAAAAACAAGAACAGAAAAUAAUUGAAAAUGAGAAAAAUCACAUGAAAAAGUUCCCACGUGUUUAGUUUUCAGGAAAGAAGCAAUCUCCGCAAGUUUUGGGUGAAGAAGGUGGUGUGCUCAGCAACUUUGAUUUAAAGGAAGUCGGAACUGUCAAGUUGAUCCGUCUGCUCCUCAUCAUUGAGAGACUCCGUCCGGAGAUCGUCUACGCACCGGUGAGUGCUUUUCAAACAAAUUCUUAACAUGCGAAACUGUCUCAGACCAUCUACCCAUUGUGCUCGUUGCUCCUUCAUUUCAACGACGACGAUGCCGACUGUUUCUCAUGCAUCAACUACUUGCUCAACACCAAGGUUUGUUUCGUCCUCAUUCAGUUUCUUCUGAUGUCAUUCUUGUAGGGCUUCAUGAUGACAACCCCUGUUCAAUGGGCCGCAUCGAGUCGUACAAUCCUGGCGCUGGUCAAAAAGCACAAAUCGGCAGCUUACGCUCUUUUGAAGAGAAGACUCGGCUCCACUGACGACAGUUUGCUUGUGAAAUGCGUAAGUGAAGGCAUUUAAUGAGACAGUCGCUAUGACAAACCGAAGAAAAUGAGACUUUUAAUGAGACCUUUUCCAGAUCGAAGACUGGUUGCUAUGGCUGUUCCAAUAUCUUCCAUUUCAAUACAUUUGCCGCAUUGUCGACUGCUAUUUUUCGGAAGGAAAUAAGUUCCUCAUCCGUUCGGCCAUUUCUAUCAUUUACAUCUGGUCCAAAGUGCAUAAGGUAUGUGGUUAAAGUCUGGUUGAGACGACGAGUCACAAAUGUCAACAUUUCCAGAGAGAGAUGGAGGACCUCAGAGGUAAAUCGCUGCAAGAGAAGAUCGAGGCGAUCAAGAAGGAGUUCCAAGAUGUGGCCACCAAUAUUACGGUACGGUUUGGAGGAACUUGAGAGAGAAAACAUACUAUAGUAAUGCAUGCAACGGGAAAAAGCACGAGUCAAGCAUGUCUGUGCGAGUUGCAAAAAGAGUGCCACUGAAAAUUUUUUCCAUCUUGUUUUCCGGACAUUCCUUGAAAAUCAUUCAACAUUUUAGGUGAGCACCAGUACAUUCAUUGCAACUGCGGUAAAAAUUCGCAAUCUGCAAUCGGCAACUAUUGCCAAACUUCAGACGCAAUACGAAGAUGAGGUACGUAAUUAUACACAAAAAUAUGUUGCAUUCAAAUCAUCUUGUUUUCAGUUGCGAGACGAAGUCACUUGUCGUCCUCGAACGAUCAAGAAGGUUCGUCGUACCAUUUUCUGUGAAGCGUUCCACUCGUGUCUCGUUGAUAACGGUAAUCGCUGCAGGAUACGGGAUUGAUAAAAAACUCGAACUGACUACAGAUUCGGCGGUCGAACUGAUGUCAUACAUGCCGGAGAGAUUGCAGCUCAUUACACCGACGCUGGCGUACAAGUUGAGCCAGGAUGGCACCAGUUUCUACAAUUUCUGGAACAAGUAGGCGUCCGUGGGAAGAACCAGAAAACACAUUCUUGGUUACAGAAUCGAUAAGCUCGAUCAAAGUAUCAUUAUCAUCAAAAGCACGUGUGGUGCCAUCUUCGGAGCUUAUUGCAGUUCCACGUGGGCUGAGAGACACGACAGAAAGGAGAGAACACGCUCCAAGUAAUCUUGAAUCUUGAAGUAUACGAAAAGUAGAUAAUUUUUAGAUAUUGGGGAACCGGUGAAUCUUACGUGUUCAAAAUGAACAAGGAUCUUGGCCUUCCGGAGGUCUACCAAUGGGUCGGAAGUGCUCCCGAAGCCACUCCAGAAACGUGUCCCCAGUACUUCAUGGCGGCUACUGACAAAUCAAUUGUGGUAUUGAAAACGUGGUUUUCUCAGAAGUUCUAAUUCAAUUUUUCAGAUCGGUUCCGGCGGCAACGAUGCGCUCCGUAUCGACGAGGAGCUGACCCACGGCAUGACUGGCUACAGCAACACCUUCAACAGUCCCCCGCUCUGUCCUUCCGGUGCUUUCGAUAUUUAUGAGCUUGAAGUUUUCCAUGUCACGGCCAGCGACUGA